This is a messenger RNA of Manihot esculenta (cassava), 2073 nucleotides long. Its product is annotated as dol-P-Man:Man(7)GlcNAc(2)-PP-Dol alpha-1,6-mannosyltransferase. Gene Ontology annotation, cellular component: endoplasmic reticulum membrane. NCBI's taxonomy places the organism in Eukaryota, Viridiplantae, Streptophyta, Magnoliopsida, Malpighiales, Euphorbiaceae. The record is from RefSeq and is a predicted model, not a curated record. Gene Ontology annotation, molecular function: alpha-1,6-mannosyltransferase activity. Bases 152 to 1639 code for a protein of 495 amino acids. The transcript has 20 exons. Gene Ontology annotation, biological process: protein N-linked glycosylation.
AGGGCCCAGAUUCUCAACUUAUGGGCUCAUAUUAUGUACGUGCAGGCUUUUUGGACUGAUGGGCUGACGCCUCUCCAUUUUGCAUUACCCAAAGUAGAGCUUCUCUAUGCCCUCAAGUUGAAGAGCAUCGCUCUCCUCUCUGCACUGAUCAAUGGCUUCCAAAUCUUGCCAGAUUCUUCGGCAGUAUGGCUACGACUUGUUGUUGGGAUUUAUAGCUGCCUUUUAUGUCUUCGCUGUACCAUACACCAAGGUUGAAGAAAGCUUCAACAUUCAGGCAAUGCAUGAUAUUCUUUACCAUCAGUUUCACUUGGAGAAUUAUGAUCAUUUGGAGUUCCCUGGAGUUGUUCCUCGAACAUUCAUUGGAUCUUUUCUUGUGUCAAUUUUAGCAUCCCCUGUCGUAUUAGCCAUUAAAUUAUUGCAUUUGCCGAAGAUAUAUGGACUUAUUGCGGUUCGUCUGGCAUUGGGUGGCAUCAUUUUGUCUUCAUUACGGUUUUUCCGUAUUCAGAUCAGAGAUAAAUUUGGUCAUCAGGUAGAAGCUUUCUUUGUCAUAUUGACAGCAGUUCAGUUUCACUUGCUGUUUUAUUGCUCUCGUGCUCUUCCCAAUGUACUGGCUCUGGGCUUAGUUAACUUGGCAUAUGGAUAUUGGUUCCGAAGGAGUUUCUAUGCAGCAUUGAACUGUCUGAUUUUUGCUACACUUGUCUUUAGAUGUGAUAUGCUGUUACUUCUGUGCCCUAUUGCUCUAGAGCUUUUGUUGACGAAAUCUAUUUCAUUGUGGGAAGCAAUUAAAUACUGCACUGGAAUUGUACUGCUCUCCAUAGGUCUUACGAUAUUGGUUGAUUCAAUAAUGUGGAAGAGGUUAAUGUGGCCCGAAUUUGAAGUUUUGUGGUUCAACUCUGUUCUGAAUCGGAGUUCUGAAUGGGGUAUACAUUCUUUUCAUUGGUACUUCACUUCAGCUCUCCCGCGGUCAUUGCUUGCUGCAUAUCCUCUGCUUAUGCUUGGAGUCUUACUUGACAGGAGGGUUCUAUUCUUUGUUCUUCCAGUUUUCUCCUUCAUUUUACUUUACUCUAAGCUUCCACACAAGGAACUUAGAUUUAUCAUCAGUGCAGUUCCAAUGUUCAACUUAUCUGCUGCUGUUGCAGCAAAUAGAAUCUAUAACAAUAGGAAAAAGGCUUUAUGGAAAUUGCUCAAUCUCUUUAUGCUGGGAUUAAUCUUGAUCAGUCUAGGAUGCACCAUAAUAAUGUUCUUGGCGUCUUACGAAAAUUAUCCCAGUGGUCAUGCAUUAAAAGGUUUACAUCAGAUGGGCCAUCUUGCUAGUACUGAUAACUGGUGGGUUCACAUUGAUAGCUUUUCAGCCAUGAAUGGGAUAUCUCGAUUUUGUGAAAAUGAUUAUCCAUGGAGAUAUUCCAAAGAAGAAGGGAUUACACUGGAUGAAUUUCAUCACAGAAAUUUUACGUAUCUUAUCAGUGAGCACCUUUCUGUUGACGGAUUCAAGUGUUUAUUUUUUGUAUAUGGCUUCUCAAGGGCUCGCCUUCAAUUUGGUUUUCCACCCAUCAUCCUGGAUAAAGAGUCCAAGGUGUAUGUUCAUGGAAAUACAAGAAUCAAGGAUAUUAUGCAACUAGAUUGGCCAGGAUGCUCUUGAAUGUUUUGACAAGAGGUUUGAUGUUCGUGAAUCUGUAGUUGAAACUGAAGCAUACACGAACUUUUUAUUUGUAAGAGGAAGAGAACCUUUCAAAUGAAGGAGACCCAUGCUUAGCAAAAGCUGCAAACUUAACAAGAAUACUGACAGAUCUAGCUCGUUAAUGCAGUACUUGUCUGUGGAUGAGCCACGAGGCGCUUCAUCCAACUGCUGCAUUUGUCACCUUAAGAGUUUAUGUUGCUUGAAAUAGUUAAUAUGUGAUUUUUUUUUUUUUGUUGUACCAUGAUUUGGCAAGCAAACAGUAUUCGCUUGCUGACGCUUUCUUAGCAGGCUGAGAUAAACGUAUUUAUUAUUGUUGUAAUGGGUUUAUCAGUUUUCAAAAGAUGGUUGGAAAUCAAGCAGUCAUUCUUAAUUAUUAAGGAUGAUAUUUCUGAAAA